This is a messenger RNA of Oikopleura dioica, 762 nucleotides long. The record is from the annotation of a GenBank genome assembly. NCBI's taxonomy places the organism in Eukaryota, Metazoa, Chordata, Appendicularia, Copelata, Oikopleuridae.
AUGGAUAACAUUAACAGCAGAAACGGGAGUAUCAACCAACCGGCUAAUAAGAAAGAUCAGAAGAAAACCACCGACGACUCGUUCCUGAAACUUCUCAGUAUUCCUGCUCCACCACCAAAUUAUCGAUCGACUCCCGACAUGAACAAGGAAAGCUGCUCCAGCGCCAGUCAAAAGACGCCGAAUACUUCACAAUUGGAACCUAGCAGCGCCUCUCUGAUUCCCCAACUUUGGAAUCCACAAUACAUGGUUGGAUUUGAACAAUUUCAGGCGCAUAUUGACGAACCAGCAGAACAGCCACUGAAUCCGAACAAUAUGGACAACAACGAGCUAAACCAGCUUCUUGACGAGUUUGAGGAUGUCUUCGCGAAGACCGGCGAGGAUGAGCGAUUCAAUCCUCAUAUGCAAGCUGAGAUGCCAGAUGGCAACAAGGAGGAAGAACAACAAGCCCAUCAGCCCCAAUCUGUGACUUCGGUCCCAAGGCAAUUUUCAGCUGAAGAACUUGCGCCGCAGAUAAUGGUUCGAAAAGCCAAAAAGCAAUUUGUUCCAGAGCAUGCUAAAGACUCAAAAUACUGGACUCGUCGCGUGAAGAACAACGCAGCUGCGAGACGAAGCCGAGAAGCGCGGCACAAGAAAGAAAAUCAAAUCCGGGUGCGUGCUGCUUGGCUUGAGAAGGAGAACAUUCGCCUCCGUGUUGAAUUGCUCGAUGCUCGUCAGCAGCUCCAGGAUCUUCACAAAUAUCGAGUGCGGGACAACAACCAGUAA